AUGUCUCUUCCUCCUCCCCCUCCUCCACCUCCUUCCUUCUCCGUCCCCGAGCGACCCCACAAAGGAACCGACGCGUCAUCCGGUCUCCCUCCUGCCACGACCUCGUCGCCGCCCACCCUGGAAGGGGUGCCGGAGCGAGGCCCGCCGGGGACGGUGCUCGUGUCGCUGCUGGUGUACAACGGCUACCCGUUCGCCGACCACUGGGAGUACUUUGCGGCGCCGCCCGCCGCGGCGGACCCCGAUCCUUCUUCGUCGGAUUCGGAUCCGGACCCGGACCCGGACCGUUCGACGGGCGCGGUGGGCGCGGUGGGCGCGGUGGGCGCGGUGAUCCAGGCCGCCGGGGACGUCCGCUCCGGGUUCUGGCUUGAGGUCCGCAGGGGAUGGCGCGUCGAGGUCGGUGAUGAUCAUCAUCGUCAUCAUCCGUCGAGGGUGAGGCUGGCGUGGGUGCCGGGGGAGACGGUGUUUGAGGGGAGGGAGGACGGGGAGGUGUUGGUGGAGCGGCAGCCGCGGUGCGAGUUUGAGAGGAUCCUGUUCCGCGUCCCUGCGCCCGAGAAGACGCUGAGGGCGGUUGAUGGAAGCGAGGCCUCUGACUUGCUCGCCCAUAAUCAGGGUGGCAACCGGGGACGCGAGAAGAUCACGCAGCGCAACUGCCAGACCUGGGUGGUCGAGUCGGCAGAGGAGCUGGUGAGGGAGGGUAUCUUUGAGCAGAGGGUGGUGGACUACUUGCGGGCGACGAGCAUCAUGAAGGUCUGA
This is a messenger RNA of Thermothelomyces thermophilus ATCC 42464, 753 nucleotides long. RefSeq lists its product as uncharacterized. The transcript is spliced from 4 exons. Bases 1 to 753 code for a protein of 250 amino acids. The record is from RefSeq and is a predicted model, not a curated record. NCBI's taxonomy places the organism in Eukaryota, Fungi, Ascomycota, Sordariomycetes, Sordariales, Chaetomiaceae.